AUGUUCAGGUCUCGAACUGCUGUUGCCCCUUUGGAGCGUUUGAAGAUAUUAUUACAGGUCCAGAAUCCUCAUAGCAUAAAAUAUAAUGGAACGAUACAAGGCUUGAAAUAUAUUUGGAGAACUGAGGGUUUUCGAGGAUUAUUCAAAGGCAAUGGUACAAAUUGUGCUCGUAUAGUACCAAAUUCAGCAGUAAAAUUCUUCAGCUAUGAGCAAGCUUCUCGGGGAAUACUGGCCUUUUACAGGGAGAAAACUGGUGACCGUAAGUUCAUUUUGGUUCCUUACGUGGGCCUCAACUUUGCUGUGUAUGAAUCGCUUAAAGACUGGUUGAUUAAAAGUAAACCAUUUGGACUUGUUGAAGAUUCAGAGCUCAGU
Messenger RNA from Cucurbita maxima (winter squash), 372 nucleotides. RefSeq names its product mitochondrial adenine nucleotide transporter ADNT1-like. Gene Ontology annotation, biological process: transmembrane transport. The record is from RefSeq and is a predicted model, not a curated record. The annotation marks the transcript as partial. The transcript is spliced from 4 exons. NCBI's taxonomy places the organism in Eukaryota, Viridiplantae, Streptophyta, Magnoliopsida, Cucurbitales, Cucurbitaceae.